This is a messenger RNA of Mycena citricolor, 435 nucleotides long. NCBI's taxonomy places the organism in Eukaryota, Fungi, Basidiomycota, Agaricomycetes, Agaricales, Mycenaceae. The record is from the annotation of a GenBank genome assembly.
CACACGACGAGCUGUCGACUCUCACCGCGGAGACACAUCCGCUGACGACGAAAGUGAAGCCGACCGAAACACCGGCUUCCUGGUGCUCGGACGCGAGCUGCCCAAAUCGACGGAUGUUUUCACGCGCCUUGAUUAUACAUACAGAUUGCGCGCAUGAUUCUAGACUACAGUAAAUAAACGGUGAAUUGCACGCUCUGCGAUGGUCCCUUCACACCGCGUCACUCAUGAGCGGGAUAAAGGCGGCAAAAAUGUCCUCGGGAGGAAGGAGCGGCUUCUGCAUCCGUUCCCAGGUCCGUUCGAGCCGCGCCUGCAUGUAUCUGCGGAUCCGUUGAGCAUUGUCCUGGUGUGAUUUCUGCUGAUUGUCCGCUUGCACCUCCGACACAGCCGUGUCCAGGACGCGCAAUGCAUCCAAAUUGGUGAUAUACCCAUCGUGCU